UUUCUGCACCGGAUGCGGAAGUUUAAAUGUAAAAAUUCAUGUCGGUCCGGUGUCUGGACCAUUCCAGUAGCAACAUAAAAUGGGAGUUACUGUCCAACAAAUUACCCCUGGAAAUGGUCAGACAUAUCCAAAGAAAGGACAAGUAGUAGUUGUUCAUUACACAGGGACAUUAGAGAAUGGGCAAAAGUUUGAUUCCUCAAGAGACAGGGGGCAGCCAUUUAAAUUUAGGAUUGGUCACCAAGAAGUCAUCAAAGGCUGGGAUGAAGGUGUUGCUAAAAUGAGUAUUGGAGAGCGAGCUAUUCUGACUUGUAGUCCGGAUUAUGGAUAUGGAAGUAUUGGAUACCCAGGCGUUAUCCCUCCCAAUUCAAAGCUAGUGUUUGACGUAGAGCUGCUGAAACUAGAAUGAAGCCACUACAGACCACCUAUAUAUCUAAUUUAUUAAAACAUUUCCUUUACUUCAAUGGAACAAUUUUAUUUACAAUGGAGGAAAGUGGAAGACUUGUCAAACAGAUUUUCUAUGUGUGCAUAUACAUGUAUUUUGAUAAGAGUUUUGUGUUCAUUAGGAAUAAUUAUUUUUUAUUAUUACCUGUGGAGUUACAAUAUUGUAUACUAAAUGUGUUUUUAAAGACUUGCAUGAUUAUUUGAUAUUUGUCCCUGUAAGUAAUUUCUGAUGAUGAAUGUUUGUGUUGUUACAAAACUUGGUUGUACUAUUAAUUAUUUGUUACACAAGGCCAUAGAUCUAGAAGGCAGUUCACAAGUGUGUAGGUACAUGUAUCUUUGCAGAAUAAGGUUUAUGUGUGUUGUUUAUAUAAAGUAGAAUAUCAUGAGUUGCUGCAACUUCAAUAAGUUAUUAGUAUUCUGUCUGCAUUUGAGAAUACACGCUUGUUUCCAAUGGUUCGCAUCAAUGGUUCGCAUUAGUACGAUAAAUCUUGAAGGGUUUUGAUGCAGAAAUUUGAAGUCUUUAAUCUGUGACAGUUGUUGUGCUUCACAUCACAAGCAGUAUGUAUUUGUGCCUGUCAAUUAACUGGUUUGAUUAAAUUAGAAUAUUCCUAAAGAGUAGUCUUUAGCACAUGUGGACACAUUUCAUAAUCAAAUACAAUUUGAUGUUUGCAAUGGAGUUCUCUAAGAAUCAUAUGGAUUUUUUUUUUUCACAUGUGCAUAUUUUUGUUAUUUGCAAGCAAAUGCCUAAUCCCAAUUUAUUAUUAAUUUUUUAAAUUAUAUUUUAGAACACUCUUCAAAACAAGGGUCCUUUGAAUGUUGAAUAUCAAAAGUCUUUAUAGCAGUACAUUUAAACAGAUUGAACACACUUAUUUAUAUUUUACUGCUUCAUAAGGAAUGGAAAAAAGUUUCACAAUGACAUGUGACCUUGUUACAGGGGGAGGUAAAUUUAAAUUUACUUAGUUGAAAUAAUAAUGUUUGCAAAUUGAAGAGACAUUUUCUGUCCAUUUCGUAACAAUUUACAUAUUUUAUCAUCUAAGAUUUCCGUAGUUUAAAACAUAACCAAGGAUUAAAGAAUAUGAUAAAUGUUAACAAAUAAAUCACCAGGGUGCAGAUCUCUGAAAUGUUAAAGUAGGGCUUAUAUUCUGUUUCUGUAACAUGUAUUAUCACUGUUAUGGGUUUUAAAUCCCUCAGUAUACUAAUCUCAUUAACUCACGUUAAAUGAGACUACCUUUGAAAACUAUUUUUAUUUAUCAUCCAACUCUUUCUUGAUUCAGUGGUACAAUGUAUCAUUAUACAGUAAAACACACUUCUAGCGAACAUGCCUAUAAUGAACUGACACUUACAGUGAAGUGAUUUUCAUUCUUUGUUGCUUUAAUACAUGUAUAUAUUAUGAACUUAUUGGAUAUAACGAAUUAGGUUUAUAACGAAGCAAAAUCAUGAGUCCCUGGCACUUUGUUAUAAUUGUGUUUUACUGUAAUUCAUUUUCAUUUAAUGGGCAUUUACUAAUUUCUUUUUAUGUUAUUUGGUCACAUCUAUUUGUAUUUGUGCUAUUUAUGUGAUAUGAAUCUUCUUGUAGCAGCGUGUGUUGCCACAUUUGCAUUGCUUGUCUUAGAUUUAUAAUUUGUGCAAUCAGAGAAACUCCAGCAACUCAUUACUUAGUGUAAAAUAAGUUCACUGCUAGAAUUAAAUAUUAGGUUGUGAAUAUGUAAAUAUAUUUUUAUUUGCUUGAUUAUAAAACAGUUUUGAAUGGAGCUAUGAAUUUGAUUUUUAUCUGAUAAUGUGAACACCUGAUUAUAUAGUCAGGAACAAAAUUUCAGGUUUUGUUGACUGCAAUGAGGAUUACAUUAUCUGUAUGUUAUUUACACAACACAUCUAUACUUGGUAUUGGUUUCAUCUGAUCUUUUGAAUGUAUGAAAUGUAUGACUAAUCUAUGACAAAAAGUGUAUUGCUUGAACUCGCUUUCCUUCUCUCACUGGUUCAAGAGACUGCACAGCUGUAAUGAAACUCAAAGGAUCAAACAGUUGAUUAAAUUAUAGGUAUAAUCUUUGUGUCUAUUGCAUUGAUUUAAAAAACUUUUCAGAGUUUCUAUUUACUUUAUGCAGUUUAUAACAUUUUAUAAACAAUCUUGUCAACAUUGUGUUUUUUGCAUUUUUGUUAAGUUUAUUUUAAUAAAUGCAUGUAAAUAUACAAUAAUUUUAUUUCACUUGAA
This is a messenger RNA of Saccostrea echinata, 2650 nucleotides long. Its product is annotated as peptidyl-prolyl cis-trans isomerase FKBP1B-like. Bases 80 to 406 code for a protein of 108 amino acids. Lineage: Eukaryota; Metazoa; Mollusca; Bivalvia; Ostreida; Ostreidae. Gene Ontology annotation, molecular function: peptidyl-prolyl cis-trans isomerase activity. The record is from RefSeq and is a predicted model, not a curated record. The transcript is spliced from 5 exons.